Messenger RNA from Zea mays, 1694 nucleotides. RefSeq lists its product as uncharacterized. Lineage: Eukaryota; Viridiplantae; Streptophyta; Magnoliopsida; Poales; Poaceae. The record is from RefSeq and is marked validated.
AGAUCCAGGCACGCAACCGAGCCGCGGCCCCCCUGCGCCCUUGUCGUCGCCGCACCGUCCGUCCCCGCCCGCGUCAAUCCGUCGUCGUCGUCGUCUCCUCGUCACCCCGCGAGCUUUUUUCACCGCUGCCCUGCCCUGCCCCCGCGCCCGUUGACGUUUCCGGCCCCCAAUUCGAAAGCCUCGCGCUCCCCGUUGCUCCCUUCCUUGCCUAGGCGGCAACGCCCUCGUGCUUUAUAACCCAGCGGCCCCUCCCGCGUGAGGCAACCGAGACGGGAGGAGACCAGACCAGCAGCAGCCCAUCCGAACCCCGCCUCCUCCUCCUCCUCCCGGGUUCGCGUGAGGCUGUGUGCUGCUGGGAGGCGGCGCCGGCGCCGGCGCCAUGGAGGCGGAGAAGAAGCCGCCGGCGGUGUCCGACGUGGGCGCGUGGGCGAUGAACGUCGUCAGCUCCGUCAGCCUCAUCAUGGCCAACAAGCAGCUCAUGUCCUCCUCCGGCUACGCCUUCGCCUUCGCCACCACGCUCACCGGGUUCCACUUCACCGUCACGGCGCUCGUCGGGUGGAUCUCCAACGCCACCGGCUACUCCGUCUCCAAGCACGUCCCGCUCUGGGAGCUCGUCUGGUUCUCGCUCGUCGCCAACACCUCCAUCACCGGGAUGAACCUCAGCCUCAUGCUCAACUCCGUCGGAUUCUACCAGAUCUCCAAACUGAGCAUGAUUCCGGUGGUCUGCCUCAUGGAAUGGGUGCUCAACAGCAAGCACUACACCACUAAGGUCAUAUCCGCAGUCAUCGUCGUGGCCGCCGGUGUCGGGAUUUGUACUGUCACGGAUGUCGAGGUCAAUGCCAAGGGGUUCAUCUGCGCUUGCGUGGCAGUGUUCUGCACGUCGCUUCAACAGAUCACAAUUGGCUCCUUUCAGAAGAAGUACAACAUUGGAUCAUUUGAGCUGCUGAGCAAAACUGCGCCAAUUCAGGCACUUUCACUCAUUAUACUGGGCCCCUUUGUGGACUACUAUCUAAAUGGGCGGUCAUUGUUGAACUACCCUUUUUCAGGAGGGGCAACUUUCUUCAUACUGCUUUCCUGCUCCCUGGCGGUGUUCUGCAACAUGAGCCAAUACCUCUGCAUCGGGCGGUUCUCAGCGACCUCAUUCCAGGUCCUGGGCCACAUGAAGACCGUGUGCGUGCUGAUCCUGGGCUGGAUCCUGUUUGACUCGGCCCUCACCGUGAAGAACAUCCUCGGGAUGCUGCUCGCCGUGAUGGGCAUGGUGGUCUACAGCUGGGCCGUGGAAGCGGAGAAGAAGGCGGCAGCCCCGAUCCCCCGGAACAAGGGCGGCAUGCUCGACGGCGAGGACGUGCCCCUCAAGGCCAGGGUGAGCGGCGUGCCCGCGGUCGACCUCGAGGACGGCGACGUGAAGGGCUAGCCGCUGAUCCGUUCAUUCUUCUCGUUCUUUUGUAACUGUGCGCGCGCGGUCGCUCGAUGCAAAGUUGCUUGUUCGUCGGUUCUCAGCUAUCGACACUACACUGUUAAUUUUGUUGGCCCCUUGUUGGGGGGAGUCUGCUCGUAGGUGACCCCCCCUCCCCCGGGUUCGACGUAGAUGAAACACACGCGGGCAAAUUGUUAGGAUUUUUCAGGCGGGGAGGUGGCGACAUGCUGUUAUAGAUGGUGACAAGACUUUAUAUAAUGGAAAUGCAGGUGUUUUU